This is a messenger RNA of Motacilla alba alba, 2135 nucleotides long. Its product is annotated as inositol 1,4,5-trisphosphate receptor-interacting protein-like 1. The record is from RefSeq and is a predicted model, not a curated record. The transcript has a single exon. Gene Ontology annotation, cellular component: membrane. NCBI's taxonomy places the organism in Eukaryota, Metazoa, Chordata, Aves, Passeriformes, Motacillidae. The coding region runs from base 63 to 2135 and encodes 690 amino acids.
GGGACAAAGGGCGGGGCUGGGCUGGCUGUGGUGUACUGUGACAUCCAUGGCAUCAUGGGGCCAUGUCACAAUGGGGGCAGCUAUACGAGGCCCCAGCAGGUAACGCUGGCCCUGUAUUGCUUGGGCAAGCGGUGAGUGCACACGUGGCAGGGAGGCCGGCCUGGGGUCAAGGGCCGGGGCAGAAACGCUGUGCCCAGGGCUGGCUUUUCCCCCUGCAUCCAGCAACAGCCCUUCGUGGCAGAGCCUUGGGCAGGACACCGUGCUGCUGCUGCUGCUGCUGCUGCUGCUCGGGCAGCAGGACAGGCCUGGCCGCUUGCCAGCUCCCUGGGGUCCUGUCCUUCCUGCUCCCAGAUCCCUGGGAUUCCCGUCCCUGGCUGCCCCCAGUGCCCGCUGCCUCCCUCACAGCCCCUCUCAAAGGCCUUCUCUCCAUCCUCCUGCAGACCAUGGAUACCUGGGUAUUGUGGUUCUUGCUCUUGCAAAGUGUAGUCCAGUACCCACAGCCCGCGGGCGAUGGCUCGGACGAGGUGACGCGUCUGCGAAUGGAGGGGCGUGCCAAGCUCCAGGAAGAGGAGAAGAUUCGUCUGGAGCGGGAGGUGGAGCAGCUGGCCCUGAAGCAGGGUGUCUGGGCCUGGGGAGACCUGCUCUGCUCUGCCUGGCAGCACUGGCAGGUCUGGACCCUUGCUGGGCUCCUGCUCCUUCUCUUGGCACUGUGGUGUAUCUGGAGGAAAAGGAGCCUGAGGAGAGAGGAGCAUGAAGAAGGACAUGAUGGUGUAAAUGAAGAGGAAGUGGACAACGUGGAUGCAUAUGAAGAAGAUGUUGGAAAUGAGGAAGAAGGAGACAGUGACAUGGAUGGGGAGGAAAACGACAGUGAUGAUGGCCAUGCACAGGAAGCCGACAACGCUGCUGCAAAUGAAGGACGUGAUGCUGCAAAUGAAGUUGGCAACGAGGCUGCAAAUGCAGCGAACAUCAAUGAUGUUGGAAAUGAAGCGGAAAGAUACCGCGAUCGUGCCGAUAACUUUGGAAGAAUCAUAAUGGAGCGCAUACAGUGGCCUGUGCAGGACCUGCAGGAAGGAUGCACCUGGACAAGAACCCUGAUGGAGCAUUUUGCAGUUUACUUUCGACGGGUCUUGUCCAACAGUUUCUAUCCGGUGCUGCAAGGAGCUAUCGGGGUGGGCAGUGCCUUUGAAGGUUGGAGUCCCCGGGAGCAGGAUGUUGUGUACCAGGUGCUCAUACCCAUGACACCUCCCCGAGGGCACAGCUUCCACCUAGAGCUGGGCACUGCAGGGCAGAGGCGCUUGAGGAACUUCCACAUCCGCGUGCAGCAGGAGUGCACCUGCACGAGGGAGCAGCGGGUUGAGAACAUGCUGUGCUUCCUGCACCACCCUGAGGAGGAGCUGAGGAGGUAUCAGGCUCCCAGCCUCCUUCAUACCCUGUGCACGGGCUCCUACCUGGACGUGGAGAAAACUGCCCGCUGGUUCUACCAGCUGGUGAGAGCAAUCUGGCCGGCUUUGCUUCAGUCACACCAUUGGCAUUUAGUGCUGCUGCCCUCCAGACGCUCCUGCCAGUUCAAGGUGACCAACGGCAGAGAAAGCUACCGGAUUGAGAUGCUGUUUGGGGUGCGGCAAGGCAACUCAGACGUCUUUGUAAGCAGUCAGCCUAGGCAAGCCCACACCUCAAGCACAAUCUGGCCGGAGAGCUACGCCGUGGCCGAGAUGAAGUUCUUCAGGUACAUCGCCAGGCGGGCUCCCCCUGACAGCUUGCACCUGAAAUGCCUGCAGUUCUUCACUCGUCUGCAGCUGGGCUUAGGCUUCUCCACCUAUACCAUCAAGACCAUUGUCAUGCACCUGCUGAGCGUCUUACCCGUGUCCCAGUGGCGCAGGAGACAUUUUGUGAGGCGCCUGAUGGAUAUCAGCGAGAGCCUGCGCACGUGUGUGGAAAUGAGAAGCCUCAAUCACUUCAUUGUGGGCAACCAGAGGCUUCCGGAGGGCAUCAGCUUGCCCCCAGAGGUCCUAAUGGCCGGGUCAUGCAAUCUCUUCCAUGAGCUGGUGAUGGAUCCCGUUGCCCACUCCCAGGCAAUGAGCCAGUACGUGGAUCUGCACCAUUGGUUCAAACGGAUCCUUAAAAACGAGCAGUGA